AUGCAACGCAGCGCAGUGAGAGGCGAGGACGGCGGUGGCAGUGUGGUGGCAGCGGCGGCCGCAUGGACGAGGGACGGGGGCGGCAAGAUCGAAGAAUGGUGGGCGUACCAAGUACAGGGGUGGGGAGCUCAGGUGGGAGCGAACAUGGGGUUGGGCAUGGGAGAUCAGGGAUGUGGAGCGAGAGGUACGUACUCGCAGGUAGUGACGAAGCACCAAGCUUUGCUCCCUGUCCACUCCCCAUUAGCAUUUUCCUCUUUUGGCUUCGUCUAG
Gaeumannomyces tritici R3-111a-1 is the source of this 270-nucleotide messenger RNA. RefSeq lists its product as hypothetical. The record is from RefSeq and is a predicted model, not a curated record. The coding region runs from base 1 to 270 and encodes 89 amino acids. Lineage: Eukaryota; Fungi; Ascomycota; Sordariomycetes; Magnaporthales; Magnaporthaceae. The transcript is spliced from 2 exons.